CAUCACGCGCCUGACAAGUUCGUGUGCCUGCCGUGCUUUUACCUCCCGAUCCUCCCCUGCUUCAUUCCUCCGGCCCCGCCCAGCUGCGGUGCGCAUCUGAGAUAUGCGGCGGCGCGAGCCUCCUCCGCCACUGCCGGCGGCCGGCGGCCCUAUGACCCGAAGAAGAAAGUUGGCGGAAUCUGAACCGCCGGCCGAAGACACCAUCAGCGACCUCCCCGACGCCGUCCUCGGCGAGAUCAUCUCGCUCCUCCCCACCAAGGACGGCGCCCGCACCCAGAUCCUCGCGUCCCGGUGGCGCCACCUCUGGCGCUCCGCCCCUCUCAACCUCGACUGCCGCGGCCUCAACCACGGGGAUGAGCUCGCUGGUGCCUUAUCACGCAUCAUUUCUUCCCACCAAGGCCCCUGCCGCCGCCUCUGCAUCCACGCCGACCUCCUUGACGCCCCAUCCACUACCGUGGACUCCUUGCUCCGGUCCGACGCUCUGGGCAACCUCCAGGAGCUUGAGUUCUCAUGCUUCGAGCGGCCGCCGCCGGCAUCAAUCUUCCGAUUCUCGCCCACCCUCCGUGUUGUCACCAUCGGAUGUUCCAACCUCCCCGACAGCACCGUCCAAGGGAUUCACUUUCCCCUGCUUCAGCAGCUCGGGCUUGAAUUUGUCUGCAUCUCCGAGUGCUCGCUGCAUAGCCUGAUUGCCAGCUGCCCCGCCCUGGAGUCCCUUCUGAUUCACCGCAGUUUUGGCUUUGCCUGCAUCCAAAUUAACUCGCUUUCCCUUAAAAGCGUUGGUCUUGAUAGUUAUGCUGUUUGGGAAAAUAACAAAGUCGCGUUACAGUUACAGGAACUCAUCAUCAACAAUGCUCCUUGUCUUGAAAGGUUACUGCUUCUUCAUCAGGAAACCGGUCUGCACAUAUCAGUAAUUGCGGCACCUAAACUGGAGACCAUAGGCUUCCUUUCAGAUGGGUAUUACGAGUGCAGUCAGGAUCACCUCUACAGACUUGCGUUUGGAUCCACAGUUAUUCUGGGAUUACAUGUAGAUAAUCUGGAGAUGGCGGUGUGCACGGUCAAGAUUUUAGCUAUCCAGAUGAAAGCUCUUUGUUUGGAUACGGUUAUUGACUUGCUGACAUGCUUUCCAUGCUUGGAGAAGCUGUACAUUAGGGCACGUACUUCAGAGUCAAGCAACUUGUGGCGUCGUAAACACCGGAAUCUGAUCAAUUGUCUUGACAUCCGUCUGAAGACGAUAGUUCUGAAAUCAUAUCGGGGCAUCAAGUCUCAAGUUAACUUUGUUACGUUCUUUGUAUUGAACGCGAGAAUGCUAGAGUCCAUGACACUUCAGGUUGAAACCAGUUAUUACAAUGAGGAGUUCUUGGUAGAACAACGUAGGAAACUUCAGCUGCAGGACAGAGUUUCAAGAGGUGCCCAGUUUCAUUUUACAACUGGUAUAUGUAUCCGCACUAACUGGGACAUCAAGCAUGUCCGUGAUUUGGAUGUAGUUGAUCCAUUUGUACGACGGUGCUGAAAAAACGUGGUUUGGUGGUCCAUCGAGGACUUACUCUUGCCUAUCUGCUUAUCCCAUCUUGUAUUUUUGUC
Molecule: messenger RNA, 1581 nt
Organism: Triticum urartu
Lineage: Eukaryota; Viridiplantae; Streptophyta; Magnoliopsida; Poales; Poaceae
Product: F-box/FBD/LRR-repeat protein At3g26920
Molecular function (GO): protein binding
Source: RefSeq, a predicted model, not a curated record